Aspergillus glaucus CBS 516.65 is the source of this 328-nucleotide messenger RNA. RefSeq lists its product as uncharacterized. Lineage: Eukaryota; Fungi; Ascomycota; Eurotiomycetes; Eurotiales; Aspergillaceae. The record is from RefSeq and is a predicted model, not a curated record. The transcript has a single exon. The coding region runs from base 108 to 284 and encodes 58 amino acids.
UCGCCAUCUUUGGCUUGGCUCCGAAGCUCUUCUUCGGCGAGACGAGCCUCCCGAUCGUCAAGGCAAUCAUCAAAGAGGAUGUCCGUGAAUUCCUCUUAAUCCCGUACAUGGGCCAGGGCAAUGGAUCCCCGAGUCAGGGGGGAAGAGUGGUAUCGGAUGCAUUAAUGCCUAUCGAGUACACCACCGGAAAGAACUGGGAAGCUGCUGAUUUUGAGAGUUCGUUCCUGGAAGAGGUGAAGAAUAAAGUGUUGGCUAAAUGGGAGAAGCUGGGAUUUCGGAGCUAAAUUGGGUAUCGAUUUUUGUUUGGGAUAGAACCUAGGUUCUUUAU